GAUUAUGUGCGAAUUCAGAGCAUUGUAUUGACACUUGAACCUCGUACUUUACGCAUGCUGCGCGUUUAAUGCGUGUAAAAUUUGCCAUACCUCUUGGAAGAUUUGGCCCAGAUAGCAUUUGUGAUAUCGAAUCCGUGAAACCACUGACGUGAACGCACGGCAUUCGCUGUAUUUAUCAAGAUGUCUUUGCUGACAACGUAUGAGAUAUAAGGGGCAAGUAAUAUCUGAGCGCAGAUAGUGUUGCGCCAGACAGGCCUGUGAUACGUGCGUGAAGAAAAUCAAAGCGCGAUCAAAGAGAAAUUAUUAUCACAAUGAGGUUGUGGAUAUUGUUAACUGCACUUUUAUUAGUUGCAAUACUCGUGACGGAAACCUCUGCAAAGAAAUCGAGAAAAGAUGUGGAAUCAAAAGAUGGUGGUGAAAGAGAAAAGAAGGUCAAUGCAGAACACCGUACAAAAGAUAAACAGUCAAAGAAGAAAGACAAAUAUGUAAAAGAGCAGCAAAAGAGAAAAAGUAGUUCAUCAGAACAAAAUAUCGAAGAUCCUUCCGAUAAAAACUCAGAAGUGAAAAAUUCUUACAAGUCGGAACAGAAAUCGAAAAACAAGCGGAACAAACGUGAAAAUGCUGAAAUGACAAAUGAAAAGGAGAAUACAAAUACUGAAAAACAAUCGAAGUACUCGAAAGAUAAGAUAAAGACGGAAAUGCCAAAUAAAAAAGAUAAAACUGCUAAAGAACAAUCGAAUGAAGCUUCUCAAAAUUCUGAGAUUCGUCAAAAAUCGAAGAAAGGCUCGAAGGAAGAGAAAAAUAAGAAGAAAUCGACAAAUAGCGAGGAGGUAGAAAAUGUAGAGACAAAUGCAAAUGCUGAUGUUCAAAAUAAGAAGAAGACCAAACGCUCUAAAUCGGAAAAUUCUGAAAACGUUAAGGAAGUUGUUGAUAAAAACGCAAAGAAAACUAAAUACGAUAAGAAAAAGAAGAAGGAAGAGGUGUCGGAGAACACAAAGACCAAAGCAGACGAAAAAGAAGCCGAUACAACAUCUGCAGAUUCUGAGCAAGAAGAAGCUGUGGACAAGACAAAUAAAUAUAAACAGAAAUCUCAGGAGUCGUCAAAGAAAAGUAAGAAAACUAAGAAGAAGCGUGAGGUAGUGCAGCAAGAAGAGGAAGCUCAGGAAGAACAAGUAGAAACAAAAUCAAUCGAAGAGGAAGAAGAUGCAAUUGAAACAAAUGAGAUCGAAUCUGAAGAAAAUUGCUCGGCUCAAACAAAUGACGAAGAGUGUGCGGCGUCGGAAUAAUAAUAACGUUUCAAUAUAUUGAUAAAAUAAUAAGAGCGGUUAAAAGAUAUAUUUACGUUAAUACUAAAUUACAAAGAUUUUAAACAACGAUGCACUUUAUAUUAGACAAAUUUAUUUAUUUUAUCUAUCUAUAGUAAAUAUGUAAAUUUUAGAAUAUCGGCCUCUAAAUUUCACAUUUAAAAACGUUA
This is a messenger RNA of Vollenhovia emeryi, 1474 nucleotides long. Its product is annotated as corepressor interacting with RBPJ 1-like. The record is from RefSeq and is a predicted model, not a curated record. Bases 312 to 1286 code for a protein of 324 amino acids. The transcript has 3 exons. Lineage: Eukaryota; Metazoa; Arthropoda; Insecta; Hymenoptera; Formicidae.